UGCCCUAACUUUCUCACCCCUGCGGCCUGCCACCGACCCCAGCCCCCAUCCUUUCCCCUUCCCCUCUUCCCUUCCGGCCGCUUGCCAAACGCCAUCGGAAGCCCCCGCGAGGCCACAUCGAAGAUCGGGUUCUUCACUCUUCAGAAAUCAGAAUCCUCCUCGUCGCCUCUUCCGCUUCCGCUUCCGCUUCCGCUCUCCAACGAUGGAUCAGUAAUCGGGUGGUUCUUUACAACCCAGAGUGAGAAAUUAGAGGAGGAGAGAGAGAGAUAGAGAUGUCAAGCUUCUCGGUGCCGGAGGUGUCAGCAUCGGAGAUCGCGUCCGUGCUCGCGUCAGAGGGCAUCGUCUCUCCUUCCCUCAAACCCGACGAUCUCGCCUCGCCCUCCCCCGACCUCCUCCUCUCCAUCUUCUUCAACUUCUUCGCCUGCAUCGACCCUCUCAGUGAUGGCGCCGAUGACCAGAUCGGGUUCGCGGCGUUGAAGCACCUCGACAACCCUGACCACCACGCCGACUCCAUUAGGAUCCUCAGCCUCUACCGCAAGGCCAAGGACUUCCUCGCCUCCAUCCGCUUCCCUGAACUCACCCUCCGUGACCUCCUCAAGCCCGACCCCAGGCGCGCUUCGCAGAUCCUCAGCGCCCUCGUCAAUUUCCUCUAUUACAGAGAGGAUAAGCUGGCUAUGCUGAAGCCCAUUGUGAAUGAGUUUCCAAACUCCGAGGAAUGGCAGGCCGAGCUUAAAGAAAAGAUCGCCGAGCUUAAGAAGAGGAUUAUGGAACAUGAGGUUUCAGCACAGAUGGAGGAGCCGUUAGUUCAGCAAGUGGAGGCAGAGGUUAAGGAGUUGCGUCAGACCAUCCAAAACUAUAACAAGCAGCAGAUGUCAUUGAAGGCACGGGCCAAAGAGCUCAAGGAGAAGACAGAUGCUGUCAACAACAAGAUAUCUCAAGCUGAUUUCGAGUUAGUGAAAAAUGCCCAAGAAAAUUCCAAACUAUUGUCUAAAAUUGUGCAGUCCCCAGACAAGCUACAGCGAGCCCUUGAGGAGAAGAAAACAACUCGCACUGAGGCUAAGAACUCUGAAAAGUUGGCAAUGCAGAGUGUUCAAGAGAAAACUGCCACAUUGGAGAUGUACUCUAAGGCUUAUGACAAAAUGUCCAAGCACUUGUCAAAGAUGCAGGCUAUACAAGAACAAGUAGUUUCAGCCAAAACUGUGGAGAAGGAAGUGAAGGGCUUGAAAGCUAAGCUCAGUGAUGAAAGUGUUUCGAUUAUGGCCCUCGAAGCAAAACUAGUUGAACAGCAAGGAAAAGCAAAAGAAGCUGAAGAAUUGCUCAAGGCAACUGAGAAAGAUAAAGAAUUGAGAUUAUCGGAGGAAGCACAAAAGCUUAACACUCUACGGGCUGAGAUGGAGUGGAAGCUGCAGUGUCUUGAGCCUCGGGAAAGGAAAGUUGAAGCCAUGGUUGCUAAGGGCGAUAGUUUUUGUUCAGAAGCGGAUACAGUGAGAGAAGCCGGAAGAGCAAAACAGCAAGAACUGCAAGCCAAAAUGGAAGAGAUUGUUAAUUCGUUUCACAACUAUUCCAAUGUCGUCAGUCCAUUCCUGCAAAGGCUUGAGGAGGUGGAGGGGGAAACUUUACGAAGUGGGGGACCUACAAGCUAAAAGUUUUGCAACUUUGUAAAGUCAUUUUGUUUGUGAAUGUUUAUUAUUAUGGGCACUCGAAAUCAAAUGUUGUUUAAGCUCCUAUUUUAUUUUCAAAGCACCAUGGAUGGAUCUCACUAUUUAGAUGGAAUCUUACUUCUCUGUUGAGAUUUGUUGUGUGUGAUUUGUGUUAUCAAACCAAGUGUUGUCA
Messenger RNA from Ananas comosus (pineapple), 1833 nucleotides. RefSeq names its product probable kinetochore protein NUF2. Bases 273 to 1643 code for a protein of 456 amino acids. The record is from RefSeq and is a predicted model, not a curated record. Gene Ontology annotation, biological process: mitotic spindle organization; kinetochore organization; attachment of mitotic spindle microtubules to kinetochore. The transcript is spliced from 12 exons. Gene Ontology annotation, cellular component: Ndc80 complex; kinetochore. Lineage: Eukaryota; Viridiplantae; Streptophyta; Magnoliopsida; Poales; Bromeliaceae. Gene Ontology annotation, molecular function: protein-containing complex binding.